Seriola aureovittata is the source of this 5161-nucleotide messenger RNA. RefSeq lists its product as uncharacterized. The transcript has 5 exons. Gene Ontology annotation, molecular function: protein binding. The record is from RefSeq and is a predicted model, not a curated record. NCBI's taxonomy places the organism in Eukaryota, Metazoa, Chordata, Actinopteri, Carangiformes, Carangidae. The coding region runs from base 1175 to 4561 and encodes 1128 amino acids.
UCUGGGGGAUAAAACAUCUGAAGUUUUAAAUUACACAUAUAGUAGUGUCAUAUAUUUUAUGCAAGUGUCGCCCUUUGUAGCGUCACAGUUAAUACAUAACAUUUUACAGUUUUGUUUUACAAUCACAAUCAUCAAUCAUUUAUUGCCAGAUAUAAGGUUUAUAGAGUCUGUCCUUUCAUUUGAAUAAAUUUUAAAUAUUGACAUAUUGACUAGAUUAAACAAAGCAGAAUCAACAAACUAUUGAAAAGAGGUAGAGAAAGUAAAGCUGCAGACACUACUUUUUGUUUUUGUCUGAAGACAAUUUAAAGUCAGAUUUCCAGUCUUUGCCUAUUAAUAAAAAUAUUCAAUAUGUAAAUAUGUGUGUAUAUGUAAAGAGAUGGUACCAUCAGAAGGUUAUACCUGUUAACAUAUAUUUGUUGUAUUAAUAAUCACUGGAGAAUAUUUUGAACAUCUGACAUUCAGAAAUUGACCUUGUUUUUAAAGUAUGAUUGGAUAUAUUUAUCAUCAAGGUAAAGAACUGGUUGAUUUCCCUACAUACCUACAUAUUCCUUAUCACUUUGUUAUCAUUUAUUAUUAAAACUAUUUGAGUUGGUCCUUCUGAAACGUGACAAUUCAGAUAAUUAGUUAUUGCUGCAAGUCUCUACAGUUAAUGCAGCGGUCAUGAGUCCGAUUUUAUUAAACUUCCACCAGAGCCACAGAAGACUUUUACACCUGUUUCUAAAGGCUGAGUUGCAAUCCUUAAAGUCUGACUGUUACAUAUUUUGCUUUGUUACAAUAUCCAUAACCAGUCCAUACUCUAUUCUGUACACUUGUGUACUUUCUGGUGCUGGUCUGAGGCUGCCUGUGUAAAUCCAUAAAAUGAUAAGUGGGGAUGUUUAUCAGAUGGUAGUAUUGUUUCAGUUGGGGAGGAGACUGGAGAAUUUCUUUAACAGGAAGUCUAGCAGAGCCACUCGAGGCCAGGACAGUAACCACCUCUCUCCAACCGAGGACUAUAACUUAUAUAUGGUUCACUAGCUUUUAGACAGAACUUUCUAAAUGUAUUGCUCUUCUUUCUACAUCUGAAAGACUCUGUGGUGAAUUCAAUUUGGUUUUGGCAUCUAGCUCAACCACAGGAAAUAGGACGAGUGUCACCAACAACUGUAGCAGCACUGGCUGAUACAGGAGGGAAGCCAUAAUGGCGACACUUAGAGAGGAGCUCUUGAAUAUUCUGCUGGAUUUAAAUGAAGACCAGUUUAAGCUUUUCAAAUUUCACCUGAGAGACGAUGGCAUCCCACUGGCUGACCUGGAGAAGGCAGACAGGCCGGACACGGUGGAGCUCAUGAUAAAUAAAUAUCUGGAUCGUGGAGCUCUGAAGGUAACCUUGAAGGUUUUACAGAAGAUCAGCAGGAAUGAUCUGGUGGAGCGUUUGCAAAACUUCAGACCGAAAGUCACAGAAACUAAAGAACCCCCAACAACCACCCAUCCACUGGCUCUCGCUCUGGGCGACUUUGUUGAAGAACAAAGUCUCGAUCCUCUUGAGUUAGCUUUCAUGGCUGGCACUGUUUUUAAAGAUUUCAACCCAUUUCAUGUUGGUGCUCACACAGAGGGAUCUAACAAAAAGAAGGCCAGACCACUAAGGUGGGUCCAGCAGUUUGCAGUAGAAGUGACUCUGGAUCCUGAAACAGCACAUCGUGCCCUCUUCCUCUCUGAUGACGGGAAGCAAGUUCAUGAUGGUGACGUAUGGAAGAAUCUCCCAGACAACCCUAAAAGGUUCAAGAGAUGCGUCAAUGUAUUGGGAAAACAGAGUUUCUCCUCAGGAAAAUUUUACUAUGAGGUUCAGGUGAAAGGGAAGACUUCCUGGACUUUAGGAGUGGCCAAAGAGUCGAUCAAAAGGAGGGGACAAAUCACACUGGGCCCUGAUGAUGGUUUCUGGACUAUAUGGUUAAGAAAUGGAGAUGAGUACAUGGCUAAUGAUGACACCCCAGUCUGUCUCACCCUCAAUCACCAUCCUCAGAAGGUUGGAGUGUUUGUUAAUUAUGAGGAGGGUCUGGUCUCCUUUUACGAUGUAGAAGCUGCAGAUCAUCUUUACACCUUCACUGACUGCUCCUUCACUGAGAAACUCUACCCAUUCUUCAGUCCCUGCACUAAUGAUGGUGGUACUAACUCUGCCCCUCUGAUAAUCUGUCCGAUCAAUCAUGAUGAAGCAUAUCAAAGAAAGAAGGCUGAGCUGCAGAGUGUCCAGCAGUUUGCAGUGGAUGUGACUCUGGAUACUGAUACAGCACAUCCCAAUCUCAUCCUGUCUGAUGAUGGGAAACAAGUACAUCAUGGUGAUGUGAGGAAGAAACUCCCAGACAGCCGUAAGAGAUUCAAUAGUUGUGUUAAUGUCUUAGGAAAGCAGAGCUUCUCAUCAGGAAGAUUUUACUUUGAGGUUCAGGUUAAAGGGAAGAGGGCCUGGACUGUAGGAGUGGCCAAAAAGUCAAUUGACAGGAAGGGAAAGAUCACACUCAGUCCUGAAGAUGGUUUCUGGACUGUAUGGUUAAGGAAUGGAGAUGAGUACUCGGCUAAUGAUGACCAUCCAGUCCGUCUCUCUCUGAAUCAGCGUCCUCGGAAGGUUGGGGUAUUUGUUGAUUAUGAGGAGGGUCUGGUCUCCUUUUACGAUGUAGAAGCUACAGAUCUUCUCUACUCCUUUACCAACUGCUCCUUCACUGAGAAACUCUACCCAUACUUAAGUCCCUGUAAUAAUGACAAUGGUAGAAACUCUGCCCCCCUCAUCGUAUCUCCCGUCAGUCACAAUGAAGAAUAUGAAAGAAAGAAAGCUGAGCUGCAGAGUGUCCAGCAGUUUGCAGUGGAUGUGACUCUGGAUCCUGAUACAGCACAUCCUGCUCUUUUCCUCUCUGAUGACAGGAAGCAAGUUCAUGAUGGUGAUGUGUGGAAGAAACUCCCAGACAGCCCUAAGAGAUUUAAUAGUUGCGUUAAUGUCUUAGGAAAAGAGAGUUUUUCAUCAGGAAAAUUUUACUUUGAGGUUCAGGUUAAAGGGAAGACAACCUGGACUGUAGGAGUGGCCAAAGAGUCAAUUGACAGGAAGGGGAAUAUCACACUGGGUCCAAAAUAUGGAUUCUGGACUGUAGGGUUAAGAAAUGGAGAUGAGUACAAGGCUAUUGCUUCUCCUUCAGUUAAUCUCUCUUUGAAUCAGCGUCCUCAGAAGGUUGGAGUGUUUGUUAAUUAUGAGGAGGGACAGGUCUCCUUUUACGAUGUAGAAGCUGCUGAUCUUCUCUACUCCUUUACUGGCUGCUCCUUCACUGAGAAACUCUACCCAUUCUUUAGUCCCUGCACUAAUGAGAAAGGUAGAAACUCUGCCCCACUCAUCAUAUCUCCUGUCAAACACAAUGAAGAAUAUGAAAGAAAGAAGGCUGAGCUGCAGAGUGUCCAGCAUUUUGCAGUGGAGGUGACUCUGGAUACUGAUACAGCACAUCCUGCUCUCAUCCUCUCUGGUGAUGGGAAACAAGUACAUCAUGGUGAUGUAUGCCAGAAUCUCCCAGACAGCCCUGAGAGAUUCAAUAGUUGUGUUAAUGUCUUAGGAAAAGAGAGUUUUUCAUCAGGAAAAUUUUACUUUGAGGUUCAGGUUAAAGGGAAGACAGCCUGGACUGUAGGAGUGGCCAAAGAGUCAAUUGACAGGAAGGGGAAGAUAACAUUCAGUCCUAAAUAUGGUUUCUGGACUGUAGGGUUCAGAAAUUUAGAUGAGUACACAGCUUAUGAUGCCCCUUCAGUUGACCUCUCUCUGAAGAUGCCUCCUCAGAAGGUUGGAGUGUUUGUUAAUUAUGAGGAGGGUCUGGUCUCCUUUUACGAUGUAGAAGCUGCAGAUCUUCUCUACUCCUUUACCAACUGCUCCUUCACUGAGAAACUCUACCCAUUGUUCUGUCCCUGUACUAAUGACAAAGGUAGAAACUCUGCCCCCCUCAUCAUAUCUCCCGUCAGUCACAAUGAAGAAUAUGAAAGAAAGAAAGCUGAGCUGCAGAGUGUCCAGCAGUUUGCAGUGGAUGUGACUCUGGAUCCUGAUACAGCACAUCCUGCUCUCUUCCUCUCUGAUGACAGGAAGCAAGUUCAUGAUGGUGAUGUGUGGAAGAAACUCCCAGACAGCCCUAAGAGAUUUGAUCGUUGUGUUAAUGUCUUAGGAAAAGAGAGUUUUUCAUCAGGAAAAUUUUACUUUGAGGUUCAGGUUAAAGGGAAGAGGGCCUGGACUGUAGGAGUGGCCAAAGAGUCAAUUGACAGGAAUGGGGAUAUCACACUGGGUCCAAAAUAUGGAUUCUGGACUGUAGGGUUAAGAAAUGGAGAUGAGUACACGGCUAAUGAUGCCCCUUCAGUUGACCUCUCUCUGAAGAUGCCUCUUCAGAAGGUGGGGGUGUUUGUGAAUUACGAAGAUGGUCUUGUUUGCUUUUACGAUGUAGAUUCUGCAGAUCUUCUCUACGCCUUCACUGACUGCUCCUUCACUGAGAAACUCUUUCCAUACUUUAGUCCCUGUACUAAUGACAACGGUAGAAACUCUGGCCCUUUGAUCAUAUGUCCUGUCAAUCGCAACAAUUAGAUUACUCAUGCUGUCAUUUAAAAGCCUCAAAACCCACAGAGCUGUUUUGUAUUAUUCCAGUUGAGUUGUGACAAAACCACACACAGCGCCAGUAAGAAUAAUAAAAGUCUGUAUCGACUGACCUUAAAGUACUAAGUGGUUUUUAACUGCUCAUGGUGCUAUAGCUUUGUGAGUCGUUCACACAUUUGUUUGUAUCUUGUAUUCAGUUGGCACCUCAAAAACCUUGAGUGUACAAUGAGUUUGAAGAGCUUUUAAAAUAGAAUACCGACUUUGUAUUUCAAACUCUGCAGAAUUUUAUUAUUGCUUCAUUUGUUUAUUUUUAUUUUUUAUAUAUUCCAUUGCUGCGUUUAUCUUUUAUUGAUUACACUUGUCAAAUGUGGACACAAAUGCAUAAUGAAUGAAGGUUGACUGAUUGACUGAAUGAACAUAGGAACUGAUGGAAAUGUUUGUUUACUUAUCAAGAGCUUUUGUUUUAAGUUGUGUUGAGAAACAACAGAAAUCAUAUUUUCAAGGUAAAUUUUUCUACUGUAAUUUAACUCUCUCAAAUGGAAUCAAUGUAAUGUAAUUAUUUUGUCAUUAUUUUCUGAGAAUGUGAAUUAA